UUUAUUUAUUUUAAAGAAUAAAGCCUGCAAUCGUUGUUUUAAAGUGCAACCAAUCACCAGUAGAUAGAUGUCUGUGGCAUGUAGGUUAUUGCAGAACUUUGGUGUUACGAGCUCCGCUAGAGUCCAAAAAUUUCAGCAAAAACAAGCAUUUAUUCUCCCAAAGCAGAAGCCGUUUUGCAGCAGAUUUGUCAUUGCAUAUAAUGUCACGAAAGAAAAAUAUUAAAAUCGUAAAUUUUCAGUCUGUAAGAAAAUUUGAUAUUGUCUUACAAAUGGCGGGUGUCCACAGAAAACGUGACACUGAGCAAUUUUGGCACCAAAACCCAUCCUUGUUGUACCUAAAUGGCAAACAGCAAGUCUCGAUCUUUCACGCCCAAUUAUACAUCUCAGUGUGGUCAAGCCUCUUUCAUUUAAAUUCCGCCUUAAGAGGAUUUUAAGAUCAUUUCAACGUUCCGCUUAAAUUAUUAAGUUUUGAAAAAGGUCAAAGGUAGAGGAGGUCAUGAAGUUGAAAACGUCGUUAAAACAGGCUUUCAUGCUAAGAAUAUCCCCGUGGAAAAGGUGGGUCCAUAUUUCGAUUUAACAUACUUUGGCGGAGGAAUAAAAAAGCGCAUAAUUUGUAACGUCAAAUAUUGCGAAAAUUUGAACAUGAAAAUAAUCUGGGGAUUGAAGCUCAAGUCUGCUAGAAUUUGGUUUAAAUAUUUUUAAAAAGCUUUCAACUGAACUGAAAUCUUGCAAUGGAUUGCCAACAUUCCAAAAAUUGCCAAAAAUGUAAACAAAGUUGCCAUAUGAGAAAGAUAGAGAUGAUUUAGAACAAAACUAAACGAGUUAUUUUAAAACCUGAUAUUAAGAAUGGAAAGAAUUACAAAAAAAUUUAAAAAACAUGAUUAAAAUAUUUCUUGCUACCGUAUUCAACAAUCUUUUGGCUUCUUUGACAAUCAAAAUUGUCAGUGAACGCGGAGUGAUUGUAAGUAUUUUGGGUUGCUCAAAAAUUUACUUUUUUUAGGAGUAAAAAUAAUAUAAUUGAUCUUAAUCUUUGUGAUAAUGUGUGCACAAGAAUAGUCUUGUUCACUGGAUUCCAGUGCAUGUCGACUGAAGGUCUCAUACCUUCCCAGCAUUCACUGUUAAAUUGAUGCCUUAGCUGGAUUUGCUAUAAAUAUCUUAUCACGUGUGGCGCCACUUAUAGCAUCAUUGUUGCUGAUUGUACGAGCAGGACAAUAGAUGAUCGCAAGUGAUGUGUAAGUGGAUUAAACAAAGGCAAAUGUUUCAAGUAUGACUUGAUGUAAUGGGAGAAGAAUAUAUGAAAGAGAUCUUAAUUAGGAUUUUUGCAAGGUGCUAUGAGCCAUGACUCAUCUGCAACUCAGGACACAAUUGAAUUGGAUUUGUAAAGCGUUCUUGUUAUGUAAAUACAAGAAAAGACCUGCGUAGAAAAUUCCAGCUUUUCAUAAACCGAAGGUUUGCGUGAUGGCUAUGGAUUGUGUUGAGUAUGACGUAAACAAUUGUCGCCUUCUUGAACCGUGGGUAUAAGCCCAAUUCUUGGAAAGGUCUUUGCACGGGUUAAGGAAAGGGAGAGAUUCGGAAACGCUCGAUUCUUGGAGAAAUGAGGUUUUCAGGUUGCGGCGGGAACUUCCACAAGCGUUGUGCCAUGAAGAUACCCAAUAAUUGCAACGAGUCUCGAUUAAGAAGCGACACUAAUAAAUCUACCCUUUCAAUACCAAGAAAAUACUCAGAUGCCGCUAGCAUUGGAUCAAAUGCUUCUGGUGAUACUUACUUUACUGCAUUAACUGAAAUGCCCUCUCAGACUUCAAGCCCUUCACCCUCGCUUGGUGCGCGCCGAAUGACCUGGACCUGUGGACGCCCUGUAGCCAUUGAUAAGUUGGUGAACAAGCUGGAAAUCCCUCACACCUUUGUCAUCCACUCGUAUCGAAGACCAACAGUCUGCAAUGUCUGUCGAAAACUUCUCAAAGGCCUGUUUCGGCAAGGAUACCAAUGUAAAGACUGCAAAUUCAACUGCCACAAACGAUGUUUUGAAAGAGCACCAAGAAAUUGUUUAGGAGAAAUUGCAUCAAUUUCGAGAACUGACUCAGCGCCGGAUGACGCAGUUAGUGACAGUCAAUCAGACAUUGACUUCAACGAAUUGCAUGAAGAUAUCGACCAGCAGGAAGAUGACGAGGUCAUUACUGAGGGGAACGACGCUCAGAAAAACAAGGAUGAAGGCCAGGCAUUGGCAGAAACAAUGAGCAACAAUAUUCCACUGCAAAGGAUCGUCGUGUCUGUGAAACACCAGAAGAGAAGAUCUUCUAAAGUACUCAAACAAGGCUGGAUGCUUCAUUACACCGAGCGUGAUACUUCAAGACGAAAGCAUUAUUGGCGUCUUGACACAAAACAUUUGACGAUGUUUCAAGCUGACACUGGGCGGAAUUACUAUAAGGAUAUUCCGCUCCAAGACGUGCUGGCCAUUGAAACCAACACAGAUCAUUCGGGAAAGCCUGAAAAAGGCGGGGCUUACGUCUUCGCGCUGAAAACGACAACUUGUAUAUAUUAUUGUGGAGAGCGUGAAGAAUUUGAUGAAAAAGGAAGCAUAAUCCCAGCGGAGCCAGAUAGCGGCAAAGGAAUUAGAAUUGGUUUAUCAUGGGCAGAAAUCGUCAAGAAUGCUCUUCAGCCCAUCGCCAUGAGAACUGAAGCUGCUGCGGCUGCCGCAAGCGUCGUUGCAGGAUCUGCCGCGAGGUCAUCAGCGCAGGGUAAAGACAAGAUCAAGACAAUGGAAGAAAGCGAUAAAGAAACCGAGCAACAAGACCAGGCCCAGGAUUUCAGCGAGGUUUACCAACUUUUCACUGACGAGAUUCUUGGUUCCGGACAAUUUGGAGUUGUUUACGGCGGUGUCCACCGAAAAACCGGUCGCGACGUGGCUGUCAAAGUUAUUGACAAAUUAAGAUUCCCUACUAAAGAAGAGAGAGCACUGAAAAACGAAGUCACUAUAUUGCAGACUAUUCACCAAGGAGCAGUUGUUAAUCUAGAGUGGAUGUUUGAAACGCCUGAAAGGAUUUUUGUCGUAAUGGAGAAAAUGAAAGGAGACAUGUUGGAGAUGAUAUUAAAUAGUUCGAAAGGAAGACUUUCAGAGAAGGAAACGAAAUUUCUCAUUCAUCAGAUCUUGGUAGCGUUGAAGUACCUACACAGUCAAAACAUAGUGCACUGCGAUUUGAAACCGGAAAAUGUUCUCAUAGCUGAAAAUGUUUCAAAGAGCAAGUUCCCACAGAUAAAGCUUUGCGAUUUUGGAUUUGCCCGGAUAAUUGGAAGGGAGUCCUUCCGUCGUUCCGUUGUCGGAACACCCGCCUACCUAGCCCCUGAAGUCCUUAACAACAAGAAGUACAACCGAUCACUUGAUAUGUGGUCAGUUGGCGUUAUCAUAUAUGUCAGUUUAAGUGGUACAUUCCCUUUCAACGAAGAGGAAGAAAUCGCCGAUCAGAUAAAAAAUGCUGCAUUUAUGUACCCACCAAAUCCAUGGGCUGAGGUCUCGGCCGAAGCAAUUGACCUUAUCAACAAGUUGUUGCAAGUUAAAAUAACAAAGAGGUUGUCAUGCCAACAAGCCCUCUUUCAUGUUUGGAUGCAGGAUUAUAACACUUGGUUGGAGCUGCGGAGCUUAGAAGAGGCUGUUGGGAGGCGCUAUUUGACACAUGAAAGUGACGACGAACGAUGGCAGCGGUAUGAAAAAUCACUGCGUGCGACGCCAACAGCUACUGAUGGCGAAAUUAGUUUUCUUUAAUGGUUCUUGAAAUUUUAAUAUGAAUAUUCUCUGAACAUGAAUAUGCUGGAUGGCCAGCUUUGCGUAGGUAAAUAGACAAUUUUUUUGACAGAAAGUGGUCGUAUUAAUGAUGCCUAGGGUCUUAAGUGUAUCGAUUGCAGUACAGUGAACUGGUUGAUCAAGGUAUGAACGAUUAAAUAAAUAAGUGAAGGGAGAGGGGAAAAGAGUGGCGAAUAAUGAACUGACGAGGUUUUAGAUGUUUGUAAUAGCUGUUAUAGUGAUGAUGGUUGGUCGUUUAAGAUACGAAUACAUAUGCAGCAUUUGCAAACGUCUGAUGUUAACCGAACGGGAACAGUGUCUAGAAAGGUGUCCAAAGAAAUCACUUAAGAAGUUUUUUCAUUUUUGACAAUCGAUAUUUUUGGCAAAGAGAUACGAUGCCAUGAAUGCAGUUGAUAAAUACCCAAGUAUUUUAUAUAAAAAAGUAUUUUACCAAGGGUUGAAAACCCUGUUCUCUCUCAUUGAACAAAUGCGGAAUUCUUUUGGUAUUAAAAAAAAUCCAGGCAUUUUUGUAUUCCCUUUAAUUCACCCCCCCCCCAAAAAAAUGUCCGGUCUGUCGGUAUUAAACGUUUUUCUGUGACUCUUUCAACCUUUAAGCUGUGUCUCUCAAACGAAGGCUUUAAGUUUCCCCUACGAAUCGCAAUCAAUCUCAUGUGUAUAUUUCCAAACGUAGCUUCUUGUGAUGUGUUAAAUGUUCGUGAAACUAUAUUCCUUCUUCAGUAGCGUUUCAAUGCCGGGGGAUCCAAUUCACCUUAGGAACUUUAUGGUCUAAAUGACGUAAUUUAUCAAGUAGAUAUUCGAUAGUUUUUCAUCUUCACUACCACUAUUGAUCGAAAUUUUUGCUACUUUUAAUUAGAUUUGCGAUGACAAUGCCGAGUAGUGCUUCUUAUUACCCAGUGCUUAUUACCCUGUAAAUCAGAUUUUCAUUGGCUGUGCACAUGUGUUACACCUUUCGACGUUCCCAAUAUUAACGAGCUUUUUUUACUAGGAUCCUAAUGAUACCUUAAUUAGUAUCGUGCCACCUUAGUCCGUAUUAUUUCUCAAGGGCAUAUUGUAGUCAUAGUAACCGUUUAGCCUGCAAGUUAUUUUACUGCGUCGUAUUUUCUACUUUAUGUUUUUAAACUACCCAACUUCAACAUGCAUACACAUUUUUAAGCAGAUGUUUUAAUUUGCGUGAAUUUAUCGUAAAAGUAAUCGUGUAAUUCGUUAACGUUUUAUUUGGUUAGUUUAGGGUUAAACAGGGCUGCUCUCUCGCGCAAGUCAUCAGUCAUGUCGAAUUUACUUUGCCUGCAUUUCAGACACGUUUAUAGGUAGUAACAUUCUCCAGUAGGAUUUUUAGUCCAGUGAGAUAUCAAGCAUUUAACCCUCUAUUAAGUACGUGCUUGUAAGAUUUGCAAAUAGAGAACCCCAAAUGAGCAUGACGUCAAUCUCUAGAUGGUGAUAAUCGACUCUAAAUGUACUUAAUACAGCUUAAUACAAGGUGGAUCGUUAUCAACGCAUUACUUUAUUUGAGGGACCUUCUUGCCUUAAUUUGAUACUUCUUGAAACAUUUUAUUGAUGACUUGUAUAACAAUAUUCAACGACAUGAGCAACUUGCUAUACCAGUUAAUAUGUAUUAUUUAUUUUUCAUUAGUAUUGUACAAAGGCCUAACCUCUCGUAGAUUAUAAAAAUCUCGUAAUCACGUAUUUCUGAGUAGGAUAUGGGAGACUCUGUUUGGGUAUCGAACAAAAUAACUAACAAAAUUAAUUACAUUGUCUUGGUUUUUUAUUUGA
This is a messenger RNA of Rhopilema esculentum, 5566 nucleotides long. Its product is annotated as serine/threonine-protein kinase D1. Gene Ontology annotation, biological process: protein phosphorylation; phospholipase C-activating G protein-coupled receptor signaling pathway; intracellular signal transduction. Gene Ontology annotation, cellular component: cytosol. The record is from RefSeq and is a predicted model, not a curated record. Lineage: Eukaryota; Metazoa; Cnidaria; Scyphozoa; Rhizostomeae; Rhizostomatidae. Gene Ontology annotation, molecular function: ATP binding; protein serine/threonine kinase activity.